UGGAGAACAAAACGGCCGCCACCGUCAUGGCCCAGGAUUUCUCGUUCCAAACUCAGCUGGAGCCGAAUGCUGAAAGGGAUGGACACGCCCGGACAGGUCUCGGCUACAGAAAUGGAACCGUGACAGUCCUGUUAAAAGAGCUUUUAGGUCUGCCAUUAUUGCCUGCAGAGAAGCAGGAACGUGGAGUCUUUCGGAGCAGGGAAGCCCGACUGAAGAGCCGUCCAGAGGCGCCGGCCACCCCGGCGUGGGACAACUUGCAUCCUCCACCGUUGACGCAGAGUGACGAUAUCGAGGCCUACUUGGCCACCUUCGAGCGCGUGGCCGAGGCCUGUUCGUGGCCGAGGGAAGAGUGGACGGCACGGCUCGCGCCAUCCCUGCGUGACACGGCCCACUUGGCCUAUCGCGCCCUCGGUGCCUGCAACCGAAAGGACUACGAGAAGCUGAAGGAGGCCGUUUUGAAAGCCUACAACGUCACCGCAGAGACACGGCGCCGACGCUUCCGGCAGUUCCGUUACCCGGAGGCCGGAUGUCCUCUGGAGGUCUGCGGACAGCUCCAGGAUCUUUGCUAUCGGUGGCUGAAACCGGAGAGACACACGAAGGAGCAUAUCUUGGAGUUGCUGGUUCUGGAGCAGUUCCUGUCUAUCCUGCCCGGCGAAACCCAGAACUGGGUCACAGAACGAAACCCCGAGACGUGUCAACAAGCAGUGGCCUUGGUGGACGGUUUCCUGCAGAAGCGCCGAGAGGCCAAGCUCUGGGAGGAACAGCGGCAGGAACUGAGCGCAGAUUUGCAGGAGAAAGAACCAGCGACAUCAGGACCCAGGCAGGAUUUGGCCUCCCAGGAGACAGGAGGGCGAGAGAUGGUUACGAACCAAAACUUGCCAGGUAGUACAACGACCCCAAAAGAGGAAGAGACUCCGUCGCAAGAGAACAAGGAGACAGAGGAGCCCACCAAGAGCUCCCCAGGAAGACGCGUAGGAGACGUUUCCCUGGAUCGUGACGAGGAGUGGGCAAGCGUUCUCCAAGUGAGAUUGCCAAAAGAUUUGGCCAGAAUGCUACAAAAGCAGGACCGUCAGGGCGCAGGACACGCUCAAGUUCAGGAUACUGAUGCCGGACGAGGAGGGAAACCGUCCGUCAGUCAAGAGCAAGGGAGGAUCUUUUGCAGCCAAACAGGGCUUCUUGGGGACACGACAGCGCUUCCCGAAGAGCGUCCGAACCAGUGCCCCACCUGCAGGAGGAGAUUCAGCGAUGCCUCGGUCCUUCGCGAGCACCUCAAGAGCCAUCUGGCCGAGAAGCGGUACCAGUGCACCGAGUGCGAGAUGCGUUUCCGACAGAGCUCGGAUCUCAUCAAGCACCAGAGAAUCCACACAGGGGAGAAGCCAUACCAGUGCCGGGAGUGCGGGAAGACUUUCAGCCUAUGCUCAGCUCUGUACCGGCAUCACCGGGGACACUCCGGGGAGAAGCCCUUCAAGUGCAAGAUCUGUGGGAAAGGCUUCACGCGGAACUCCAGCCUGGCGCAGCACCACCGACUCCACAAACAAUAGGGACCGAAUCGAAACAAUGGGGGGACACCAUUUGGGGUCUGAGGGUCCCAUGGGGCUGUACAAAGAUUACACUGUGUACAACG
Molecule: messenger RNA, 1624 nt
Organism: Elgaria multicarinata webbii
Lineage: Eukaryota; Metazoa; Chordata; Lepidosauria; Squamata; Anguidae
Product: zinc finger and SCAN domain-containing protein 20-like
Exons: 3
Coding region: 27-1541 (504 amino acids)
Biological process (GO): regulation of transcription by RNA polymerase II
Molecular function (GO): DNA-binding transcription factor activity, RNA polymerase II-specific; RNA polymerase II cis-regulatory region sequence-specific DNA binding
Source: RefSeq, a predicted model, not a curated record